Molecule: messenger RNA, 384 nt
Organism: Macrosiphum euphorbiae (potato aphid)
Lineage: Eukaryota; Metazoa; Arthropoda; Insecta; Hemiptera; Aphididae
Source: the annotation of a GenBank genome assembly
AUGUUAUGUUUCAACUUUUUUUUUCUAAUACUGCUUCCAUUAAUUAAUUUUGACUUUGGUGAUGCGCAUGCUGGAAUGAAAAAUAAUUCUACAACAGUACCUACUUUAUGUAAUCAAUGCUUGGAGUCCGAUUCGUGUCAAUCGAAUUUGACUUCGGACGUUUAUCAUUGUGAUGAAACAUACUGUAUACCAAAAUCGUUUGUUUGCAACGGCAUACCGGACUGUCUUCAAGCCCAAGAUGAAGCUGUAUCUGAAUGUGGAUGUUUACAAAACGAGUACCGAUGUACGAACAAAUGUAUUGAACUGGUGAAACGAUGUGAUAAGAUUGCUGAUUGCGAUGGGGGAGAAGACGAACAAGAUUGCAGUGAGUAUAUUUUAUACUAA